This is a messenger RNA of Diceros bicornis minor, 437 nucleotides long. RefSeq names its product mucin-16-like. Lineage: Eukaryota; Metazoa; Chordata; Mammalia; Perissodactyla; Rhinocerotidae. The record is from RefSeq and is a predicted model, not a curated record. The transcript is spliced from 2 exons. Bases 89 to 358 code for a protein of 89 amino acids.
UCCUCCUUCCUGUUCUGGCCCCCACCCCAGAGGUUUCAGGACCUCUCUCUAGAGUCCCCACAUCCCUCUCUCCCCAGGCCUGAAAAGGAUGGGGAAGCCAGCAGUGUGGACGCCGUCUGCACCUACCAUCCUGACCCCGUGGGCCUCCAUGCCUCUGUGCUGGGAGCGGAGAGUCUCCACCUGUCUGCUUUUCCUCUCGGUGGCUCCAGGCUCUGCAGCCCAGAGUUUAUCCAUCCAGAGAGAGCACCAGCUACAUUUCCACAUCAUCAGCUGGAACCUCAGCAACCCGGAGCCCACAUCCUCGGAGUACACCGCCCUGCUGAGGGACACCCAGGACCAGGUCGGUCCCCCAUGGUAACCACACUGCAGUGGACUCACUGUGUACCCAGCCGCCUUGGCACAGAGACUGGAUAGAGUUGCCAUCUAUGAGGAAUUCC